CCAAAAAAAAAAAAAAAAAAUCUGUAUGUCUUGGACUUUCCAGGCAGGGAUGAUUCUCAUGCCACUAUUGAAACCCCAGAAACCCCCUGUCUUGGACUUUCCAGGCAGGGAUGAUUCUUGUGCCACCGUUGAAACCCCAGAAACCCCCAACAUUCUUCUAUCUAUUCGUUAAACAGAUCAACAAAUAUUUAUGGAGUCCCAACUUUGUUCAGGAAUUUUGCUAGGUACAGAUGAGGGGAGUAGCUAUUAGGAAAGGCUUUGGGACCAAACUUGCCUGGGACAGGCUGGACCCAACUCAGCUGGGGAAAAGCCAGACAGACCCCUCCAUGCCCUAGGUGGGUGUUUCUGCAACCCAGGCCAAGGGCAGUUAGGGCAGAUGGCUCUGCCUUAGUGACCAAGGCCGUUUCUAAGUGGCGAGUUGCCUUGUUUGGGUUUGUUUUCCAUUCGCUUCCCAGUGAGUUCCUUUUAAAAACAUCCACCCAUGUUGUCUCAACUGAACUAACAGGAAAGGAAUUUGUCCAGACUAUCAGGAAAGCAGAGAUGGGCAAGCCCAGGGGGCAGGCGUGGGGCCCUAGGCCUCUGUGUGCAGCUGCAGGAGAAGAGUGAGUCUAGCCUGGGUUGCUGUGGAGGGAUUGCUGAGGGUGCAAGUGCUGCAGAGAGGGGAAGCCAAGGGCCAGAAACAGGAGGCGGCUGAGGGGAAAAAGGAGGGGGAGAUUGAGGGUAUGGGGUAACCAAGGGGCAGAGACCACGGAGAUGGAGAGGGGAAGCUAAGGGGAGACUGAGGUUUAGAUGCAGGGCAGGGGGAGGCUGAGACUGGGGUUGAGGAGGCAGAAGGCCAGAGCCAUUCAGGACCUUGCCCCUUUCCUGGCCUCCUGGCCCCCUAGCCCUUCCAGGCCCUGCCAUCUCCUUGCAGUUUUCUGGCCAAGGAAUGAGCUAGCAUGAUUCUAGUCACCCCACCCAGAUGCCCCCACCCUGAAACAAUGGGGAAGUGGCCCCUUGGGCCUGCCUGCUUCCAGCUCAGGGCUGGGCUUGGUCACUAGGCAGGCACUUGUUGUAGCAACAGUCCCUGAGGACCCAUCCUAGGGAACAGAACUGCUAGCAGGAAAGAUGGGGGAGGCAGAGUCCCCAUCCGCUCUGGCCCCCAAGGCUGCCCCAGGCCUCCUUGACAGCUGCUCUGAGAUGAACAACUACCGGAGGGCCAUGAAGAAGAUGGCAGAGGACAUCCUGCUACUGCAGAAACAGGUCAGCAUCCUAGAGGCAGAGAACCACAUGCUGAGGAGCCAGUUGACCCAGGAGGAAGAAGAAGAGGACAAUAUCAACAAGGCCCAGAACCUGGCAUCCAUGAAGAAGAAACUGCUGCUAAGUGAGCUGGACAAGAAGAAGCUGAGGGACAAGGUGCAGCAUUUGCAGAAUGAGCUGAUUCGAAAGAAUGAUCGAGAAAAGGAGCUGCUCCUCCUGCACCAGGCUCAGCAGCCACAGUCAGCACUGCUGAAGCAAUACCAGGACAAGCUGCAGAAGAUGAAGGCUCUGGAGGAGACCGUGAGGCAUCAGGAGAAGGUGAUCGAGAAGAUGGAGCGGGUGCUGGAGGACAGGCUGCAGGAUAGGAAUGAGCCGCUGCAGAAGAGGCUGCAGGGAAAACCCAACGUGGCCUUCCCCAUGCUCUCAGCCUCUGGCCUUCCCCCGGCUCCUACGGGAGAGACCCUGCCUGUUGACAUUUACUCAGUGCUGCUGGCAGAAAACUCGAGGCUGCGGGCUGAACUGGACAAGAACCGCCACCAGUCGGCCCCCAUCAUUCUGCAGCAGCAGGCCCUGCCGGAUCUCCUUGCCAAUAAUUCAGACAAGUUUAACCUCCUGGCCAAGCUGGAGCGAGCUCAGAGCCGGAUUCUUUCCCUGGAAAGCCAGUUAGAGGACUCAGCUCGACGCUGGGGACGAGAAAAGCAGGACUUGGCCACACGGCUGCAAGAGCAAGAAUAUGGCCUGAGGCACCCUUCCAACACCAUCAUCACGGACCUACCUAACCCUUCCGCCCUCUCCAAGGACAAAAGGCGACCCUCCAAGCUGGACCCCUUGAUUCCCAGCUCAACAAGCUUUUGAAAUCCCAGCAUACUGAGUACUAGCAGACUUGAGUCCUGGAGCAGGCCUUUCUGUGUGUGCUGAGGAGCCUCAGCCCUGCCCCCUAAAAAUGACUUUAUUAAAUGCUAUCGGUCAGUGAUCAUUCACCUCUUUCCUGGAGCAGAGCAGCCUGGGGGGCCCAAGCUUCCUCAUUCCAGAUCCUACUCUGGACCUAGGUCUUCUGCUGAAGCCCUAUAGCCUCCUGCCCCUCCCAGGAGCUGUCAACUUUGGAGAGCCAAAGGCUAUAGUGGACCCAGGACUGGGGGAGAAGAGGCCUUCCAAAGCAGGAGCCAGGGAGACAAGUCCCAUCUAGACCUCUGGAAGAACUGAGACCACCAGAGGCCAGCUGUGUUAGGAGAUAUGAGGGAGGCUGGGACUUGCUACCUGCCCCUAAACAUCUAUCAUAUAUGAAAUCCCUUCUUUCAAGUUUGGUUUAUCUGUUCUUUGGGAAGGGAAAGACUUGAAGCCUGCCUGUGACAAUCACUUAUAUGUUAGUGCAGAACACCCGCAUUCACCAGAGCUAGGUUGAGCUGGCAGUGCUAUGUCUAAAUGUGUCCAGGGAUAGAAAAGCAGAUGGGGCCAGAGGAAGAAGCCCUCCACUGAGAGUUAGGAGGCUUCUAGCUGCAGGCAUGCUGUGUGACCUUGGAUGACUCAAGCAACCUCUCUAGGCUUCAGUUUGCCUCAUUUAUCCCCAAAGAUCUUAACUUCUGUAACAGUAAGGCCCUUUCUAGAUCUUAACAUUUCUGAGUCAAAGAUGACUCACGCCCAGAGUAGGAAGGAGAGAGAAAAACAAGGAAGAGGAUUGUGAUGAGGAAAGGCAGAAAGGCUCCAAGAGUGGAUUCAAAACCUGCGGAUCUUGGUAGAAGAGGCCAAGCUGGCAGGGCUGCUGUUUCAAACAGGACUAGCCCCCCCUGUCUGCCUGCAGGACUCAGACCUGGGUAGCCAAUGGCCAGGAAGGAUCAGGCACCUGGUCAAGUCAGGAGUCAUGGAACUCAGAGGGAGUUAAGGGGGAUGAAAUUGGGACCGUUGUCAGGCAGUCCAAAUAAUGCACCAAAGACUCUGCCCUAGUCCCCCUGCUUCACAGGCAGAGCUUGGACACGUGGGCGUGUCCCACCAAAAUAGGAGGUUAAGCCCUGGGGAAGCCCAGAGAAGGGUCAGAUGGCGUAGAGGAAGCAUUCUAGCCUCUCAUCCCCAGAGUAAGCCACCUCAUGCCAGUCGCUCAUCUCAGCUCCUUCACCACAUUGUCCCGGGAUGUACUCAAGACUCUGACUGGUCCUUGGCAGGAAGUCUUCAUGACCCCACUGGGAAUACCCACCCAAGGGCUCAGCCAAGCAAACCCCAGCAAGAGCCUCACCCCUGAUAGGUGGUCCUUCCAUGGAAGCCAAGACUAGCCCAUACCUCUCAGGCUGCCCUGUUUUCUCAACAGAGCUCUGCCAAGUUCUUUGUCCCUCUGCCUGCUGCUUCAGUAGCUCCUAGUGCCGUGCCAAUAGCUCCCCACCUGCUCUGCCUCCCACCCUCAGCCCCAACAACAGGGAGGUUGACCCUGAUGGCUCCUGGGUUGCUGUAGGU
Messenger RNA from Sus scrofa (pig), 3681 nucleotides. Lineage: Eukaryota; Metazoa; Chordata; Mammalia; Artiodactyla; Suidae. The record is from RefSeq and is a predicted model, not a curated record.